CCGCUGCCAAUCCCGGCUCCUUCCCCAGCGCCUCAUUUCCGACUUUUUCACAUGCUAAGUCUUUUAACAACUCCGAGCAGCUUGUUACGUUUUCUAUAUUUAUAGGUUCCCUGUUACUUUACGUCGUUUUUAUUUCUCUCGGCAACUAUUCUAAUAGAUUAUUCAAUGGCCAUUUUCUGACCUUCGGGAUCCCCAGCUGAUGUUGGACGCACGGGGGAAAAAAAAUGUAUAUAUAUAUAUAAACACUCCCACAGCUAGCCGGGAAAGCAAAGGCUGGGGCCCGGGUUGUUUGGCUUUGGGGGCAGGGGAGCGCGUGCAAUCAGUGGGUGUUGCCGCCGAAUAAGCACUGAAGCAGGAGGGUUGGGGGUCUUAAGUCCAAUUAGCAAAACGGAGCCGGAUGCGCAUCUCUUACUCUUUAGAGCUAAAAAGAAUAAAAACACAAAGAAAAAACAGAUACUACCAAGCUCUGUCGCCCAGUCCCUUCCUAAGGAGUGUUGGCAAAGGGGACAGGGGAAAGGCAGAAAUGCAGCCGGGUCCGCCUGACGCUCACAGGCCCACGCCCUCGCUUGCUCACACCCAUCCUUCCGCACUGACACCCACAGGCUCCCUCAACCCCAGCGCAGAGCUCCAGCCUAGGCUGGGGUCCCGGGGCAGGCCAGGGCGCCCUCGGGGGUCCACGGGACGCUGGCGCACGGUGCGGCGCUGAGUUGAGCGUCCCUCAUCCCUUUGUUGACAAUUCCCUGAACCAACUUGAGUUUGGCCGGCACCGCAGCGGCCCUGACGUCACGCGCGGUCACGUGGCCCCGCCUCCCACUGGAUCUUUAAGUAGAAAGUAAUCUAUCAGGCCAGUCCUUAAAACGGGACUUUCGACUACGGGGGCUUCGGCGUCCCUGACACCCCCUCCCUCGUUGCCCCUGCCCGCGCCCUCCCGAGCUGCUUGGUGCCCGGCGUCCCGCGCCCACCCGCCUGUACCGCUCCUUCUCCCCACGCCCGGGCCAGAGGCCGAGGAAGGCGGGCGAAGUAAGGGGGCGCGGCGUGAAGAAGCAGCCGGGGCCGGCAGCAGCAGCAAGCGCCUAGUACCGAGCGCCAGGGACAGCAGGAGUUUGCGGAGCGCGCCCGCGGGGGGCGGCCCGCAGCGCCCGCGCCGCGCAAUGCUGCGCCGCCAAGAGUGAGCCAAACCGGGAGGGCCCCGAACCACCUAGGUCCCCCUCCCCUCUCCCAGACCCCCGUCUUUCGGGGCGCCCAAAUCCCCUUCCCCUGAUCUCAACGGCAGCCCCUGACGACCCCCAUCGCCUGCCGCUCCUUCUCCUCCGCUGCCACCAACCCCGAGGAGGGAUGACCCUCUCCGGUGGCGGCAGCGCCAGCGACAUGUCCGGCCAGACGGUGCUGACGGCCGAGGACGUGGACAUCGAUGUGGUGGGUGAGGGCGACGACGGGCUGGAGGAGAAGGAGAGCGACGCGGGCUGCGAUAGCCCCGCGGGGCCGCCGGAGCUGCGCCUGGACGAGGCGGACGAGAGCCCGCAGAAGAAGCUGACCCUGAGCGGCAUCUGCGAGUUCAUCAGCAACCGCUUCCCCUACUACCGGGAGAAGUUCCCCGCCUGGCAGAAUAGCAUCCGCCACAACCUCUCGCUGAACGACUGCUUCGUUAAAAUCCCCCGCGAACCGGGCAACCCGGGCAAGGGCAACUACUGGACCCUGGACCCGCAGUCCGAGGACAUGUUCGACAACGGCAGCUUCCUGCGGCGCCGGAAACGCUUCAAGCGCCACCAGCAGGAGCACCUGCGCGAGCAGACGGCGCUCAUGAUGCAGAGCUUCGGCGCCUAUAGCCUGGCGGCUGCGGCGGGCGCUGCGGGGCCCUACGGCCGCCCCUAUGGCCUGCACCCCGCGGCCGCGGCCGGCGCCUACUCGCACCCAGCAGCCGCGGCUGCGGCGGCAGCAGCGGCGGCGCUCCAGUACCCGUACGCGCUGCCACCCGUGGCACCUGUGCUGCCGCCAGCGGUGCCGCUGCUGCCCUCGGGCGAGCUGGGCCGCAAAGCGGCCGCCUUCAGCUCGCAGCUCGGCCCCGGCCUGCAGCUGCAGCUUAACAGCCUGGGUGCCGCCGCCGCCGCCGCCGCGGGCACGGCGGGCGCUGCGGGCACCACGGCGUCGCUCAUCAAGUCCGAGCCCAGCGCGCGGCCGUCGUUCAGCAUCGAGAACAUCAUCGGCGGUGGCCCCGCGGCGCCCGGGAGCUCAGCAGUGGGCUCUGGGGGCGGCGGGGUAACUGGGGGCACCGGGGGCGGCGGCGGCGGCACGGCGCAGUCCUUCCUGCGGCCGCCCGGGACCGUGCAGUCGGCGGCGCUCAUGGCCUCGCACCAGCCGCUGUCAUUGAGCCGGACGACGGCCACCAUCGCGCCUAUCCUAAGCGUUCCGCUCUCUGGACAGUUCCUGCAGCCCGCAGCUUCGGCCGCCGCGGCUGCCGCCGCCGCAGCGCAAGCCAAGUGGCCUGCUCAAUAGGGACGCGCCGGUGGCCGGGUCGCAGGGCCCGGCAGCGGCCCGGGGAGGCGGCUGCACUUCAUGCUGCGCGCCCCGCCCCGGUCCCCCUGCCCAAUCCCGGACUCUGACUAUCCUCCAUUUCCUCCCCCUCCCCGACCCUCAACACCGACCUUCGUCGGCCUCCACCCUCUCGCUCACACCUAGGCUGGCGGCGCGAACUCUCACCGCGAGCCCGCCGGGAUUAGCUUUCCCUACAGGUAAAACCGAAAACUGAAUAUUCCAAAAAUGUGCCCCGACGGCGCCUGCUCUCAGGCGUGGGGAUGGGAGGAAAAUUAUUUGUACAUAUUUGUAUAAAAAUUAUUGACUUUCCUUUUGGGGUUUUUAUUUUUUUAAGAAAAAACUAAUUCAGUAGAUUAGAGCUCUGAACUUUCAUUUUUUUGAAGGUUCACUCUCCGCAGUUUUAUGUGAGAAAAAAAAUGUAUAGAGACGUUGGGAGAUUUUAAAUAUAAAAAAAUUUUCAAAAGGCGAAAAGUGUCAUUCUAUUAUAAAAGUCUGUUUAUAUGGAUGAAUAUAUAUGGUAUUCUAAAUGUUAUUCCAUCGUGUUGUACACAACUUUGUAAAUAAAUUUUUUAAAUGUCACCCUAAUUUUUAUUUAGCUGUCUGAGGCAAAUGACAAGAUUUAAAAUGAGGCAAAUGACAAGAUUUAAAAAUGGUAUUUGCAUUUAUCUUUUACAGAAAUUUGAGUUUUAAGUAAUGACCUUUUCAAAUUUAGCUAAUUCGUAAUCUGAGUCUAAGAUAAAUUUAAUUGGAGGAAGGAAAGUAUAUGCCUAAUUUAAAUCACAUUAAUAUAUUUAUUUUAACUUUUUACAUAAAAUCGGGACGUGGGCCAUGGUAUUGUUCGAUCAAUCCAUUUAAUGUAACGACCAGAUAUUUAUGUAAAUAAAAUAAGCUGCCAUUAGAACAAACAAAAACCCUCUAAGUCUAAACAACAACACAAUCUAUUAUUUUUACAAAAAAUACCAAAUUUCUGUCUUCCACAAUGAAAUCUUCCUUAAUGAGAGUUCUUAGUCAUAUCAGUUAACCUUGGGAAAGAAUAUAAAUUCCAAACAUAUUCCUCAUUUUAGCAUUUAAAUCUUAGGUUUUUGAAAUGGUUUAUUUUCAUUCCCUAAAUCGAAGUGGUAAAUAAGCCCAGCUGG
Molecule: messenger RNA, 3668 nt
Organism: Manis pentadactyla (Chinese pangolin)
Lineage: Eukaryota; Metazoa; Chordata; Mammalia; Pholidota; Manidae
Gene: FOXD3
Product: forkhead box D3
Exons: 2
Coding region: 1336-2493 (385 amino acids)
Biological process (GO): cell differentiation; anatomical structure morphogenesis; regulation of transcription by RNA polymerase II
Molecular function (GO): DNA-binding transcription factor activity, RNA polymerase II-specific; RNA polymerase II cis-regulatory region sequence-specific DNA binding
Source: RefSeq, a predicted model, not a curated record